UAUUGCGGACGACAAUAGCAACAGUUUCCGGCAUUGUGAAAGCCAUGCAUGUCAGAUUUGUGCUAGAAUCGCAUAUCGUAGGUUGGAUGUCUCUUCGUAGACAUGCAUUUAUUUUAAAUGACAUCAUCGAUUUUUUUAACUUCACUUUUAAUAUCUAUAUAUUUUUAUCUAUAGCACCUAUAGUUUAAGCGAGCCCAGCUACAUACAUAUUUUGUAAUGUUCAUGCUUUGAUCAGCAAUUUUUAACAAUAUCUAUUUAUCAAAUACUCAGUGCAUGAAUGGGAUUAGGCAGCAGAAACAGCCUAGUUUAGCUCUCCCCCAGGGUUAUAUAAUAUAUUAGAUCACAAACAGCUUAAGUUCUGUAUUGGGUUUAGAUCACUUUAAAAUACCCAGCAUGCACAUCCCAUGGGGAUCCGAUUUAGAAUAGGUCCUCAUUAUUCCUUGCUUGUCGUAAGAGGUGACUAAAUGGGGUGGUCAAAUGAGACAACAAAACCGAGGCCCCCUGUCACAGCAGGUGUGGCACAAUAAAGAUCCCUCCCUGCUGAAAAUGCCAUAUUAUCUUUUUGACCAUUAUGUAAAAUGAGUCACAAAAAACAUGAGAAACAAGAAUUGCCAAAUGGUUGGGUCGUUAAGCAGUCUAGGACAUAUCAGGACAGGGUAUACUAUUUCAAUACCUUGACAGGAGUGUCAACAUGGGAUAUGCCUGCAUUCCUUAAACCAUAUCUAAAAUCAUCUGUAAACAAGUCCUCCAGUAAACAUGUUGUGAGUAGUCGAUCACAUCCAGGAACAAUACCAGCCCCUGUAGAAGCUCGGGUAAAUAUUCAGGAGGCCCAGUUUUCGCCAACUCAGGACAGUGAUGAUGACAAUAGCUUGGAACUCGAUGUGUCACAUGAUAGAGCAGAUUUUCGUGAAAGCAAUCCUGCUCAUUUGAUGGUCAGUGGAUCAGGAAGUUUGCAUUUAGAUGACAACAAACAAAUUCAUUCACUGGACAGUGUGAAACAUCAGGUUAAAACUGAUCCAGUGACUGAUCUAUGUCUAGUUAACUCACAAAUUCCAGCUUUGGAAAAAUCUUUAAAAUCUUCCAAUGAAAUUCUUUCAAAAUCUUAUCAACCAGCCUCGGGUAAAAAAGUUCAGACUGAUGGAUCACCUGUUGCCACAAGUGUACAUACACAAAACCAUAAAGCAUCAGCUUCAAACAGUACUGCAGUCGCUGAAAAUUCUAGUAAAUCAGAGAAAACCCCCAGAAAACUGAUUAGACUUUCAACAGGAAAGGCAUCAUAUGAAAAAGUGUCAAAUCUGAAGAGAAGUGCUGAGUCAUUAUCACAAAAUGAACAGAAAAAGAAACAUUUGAAAACAGACAGAUCGGGGGAAGCAGAUUUCUCUGACACCAGAAAAGUUGUGAAAAGGUCUCCAUCAUCAACUUUGGACACUUGUAACCUCUCCCCUAGAGAAUCAUCUCCAGACUAUUUACUUCUAAAUGACCCCAAAAAGCGCGAGGACAUUCAGUCAUGGAUCAAUCGGCUGGAAUCGGAUGACCCACCAUCAGAUUCAAUCGGUGAUUUCUUGGAUCAGAAUCUGGAACGAGUCAUACCAAAUUCUGGAGUCCUUGGUUUAAAGUCUGAUAAUCGUAAAGUGAUAGUUCGGUCCAGUGAAAGUGGAUGCUUAUCAUUGGGUGAAACAAGCAAUCUCAACAACAUCACCAUGACAAUAAAAAACGAUGGUCCUGUAAAAAAAGCUGUGGUCAAUCCAUGGAAAGGUGUCCAUGAAAAUCCUGUUCCCGUCCACCAUAACCGACGAGAAGAAAUAAGCAUGGAAAUUGAUGAAAUCCAGCAGGUGCUUACUAAAGAGGAUGAAAGAGAGAUUGAGGAAAUGGAUGUAUCAGACAUUGUGCUGAAAGAAGUCAGAGACUCAGUGAGGAAAUGUCCAAGUGAAGUAAUAGGAAAAUUGACACAAGUGUUCACCUCAGAUCAGCCUGGACAUAUUGAAAGUGUAGACCAGGGUUUGUACAUUGUUGUUGACACUAAUGUGUUCAUCAGUAAUUUGUCAUUUGUGGAAGAUCUCAGGGACUACAGCUUUGAAAACCUUGGACUUCCUGUUUUAGUCAUUCCUUGGGUUGUAAUGCAGGAAUUAGAUGCUCUGAAGUCCAACAAAUCAUCUGUCGCUUCUAUGUCGAUGAAGAUUGGAAAAUGUGCUCGAGCUGCUGUUGGUUAUAUCUAUCAGUGUUUUCAAGACAACCAUCAGAGAGUAAUAGGUCAGAGUGCAAUACAGGCCUCUGCUGCAUCUGAAGAAUUCCAAGCUGAGUGCAAUGAUGAUAGGAUUCUGCAGACCUGUUUGCAGUGUCAGAAAAUCAGAAUGAACUCAACUGUUGUAUUGUUAACUAAUGAUAAAAACCUCCUGAGUAAGGCCAAGAUAUGUAAAAUCCAAGCAUUUGACAGAUAUCUUUUGAUAAAUGGAAUAAAGUCUGUUCAACCUAUCCGUCCCAAUCAAUUACCGGUAAUAAGCAAGAAUAUUCCUCCAACUGUCCCGAGCAAGUCUGUACAGAAGCCAUCCCAGUCUGAUACCCAAUCUUCUCAAGAUACCACCUCAAAAGUCAUCAAUCAUUUGUUGGACGAGAUGCUCUGCAAACUGAAAAUGUGGCUGAAGAAUGCUCUGUCCAGUGUGUUGGAACGUGAAAUGAAGGCAGCGUAUGACGAUAUCUGGUUAGAGAUCGUCUUCCGGAAGCCUCCAUGGACCCUUUCUGAUGUACUUGAAUGCUUCAAGAAGCACUGGAUUGCGGUGUUUGGCCAGAUCUUCAAGAGAAGUUUAAGUACUGUAGUAGACAGACUCUGUGCCAGAUUUAAACCUGUUACUCAUUUCCAGUUGAGCUUGGAAAUCCUCCUGUACCUGUUGAAUGAUUGUCUGGAGUUUUUAGAAGAAUGCAAUAAACACUACAAGGAUGAUCCCUCUGUUGUUGCUGCAGUAACAGGGAUGAAGAAAUGUCAAGGACUCUGUCGUGACCUCAAGAUUGGCAGUGUCAAGGUCAACAGUCUAGAUGCUUUUCUGGAGGGAAAGCAAUUUGACACUGAAUCAAAGCCCAAGGAGUGUAUGGACAAAAACAAGAAUAAGGUAGACCACUUAAGUAUAGAGGACGUAGAAUCCAAAUUGACCAAUAUCUGGGAUGUUGUUUAUUUCUGCUGUGAGGACUUCCAGAAAGUGGUGGAUAACAGGAGAAAAAAUGGCAGUACAGAUCCUGAUCAGCUACAGAAAAUGUUACUGGUGUUCCAGAAACUAAUUCCAGCGCUGGAUGGAAUUAGAUAUGAAUAUGAACAGGCAUUGAGGUUCAGUCCCAAGGAAAUCACAGAUAAAGCAGCUCUUGUUCAUGGACUGUGUGUUCAGUUGAAUAGCUUCUACAUCAGAUUAAAUUUGGAGGCCAAAGAUGGUAAUUUAGACGUGACUAAUUUACAAGCACUAUUUGCAAUGGAGAGCAAGAGGCAAAUGCUGAAAGAUGGACUAGAUCACUUGGACAAAAUGAUCCAUAAGAUUCAUGAACAAGUCAGAAUGAGUCAGGAAUAGAAAGGUUGUCCAGAGACAGAUUGGCAGCCUAGUAAUGGAUGAAGACCUUUCACAAGCUUAACAGAUGUAAGCAAGAUUGUAUAAAAUUGAAAAUGUCACUUUCCUCAAUACUUUUGUUUGAGAAAAAGGAGACAUAUAAUUUGAGGAAUUAGUGCUAUGGAAGUUUGUUACUCAUCUAUAUACAUUGUAUGUGUAUGUGUGGGAGGGAAAAUCUGUGUACAUAAUGAAUGCAUUCUGAUAGUUGAGAAUUUCUGUCAUAACCAUGUUCAUCUUUGAUUAUUGUUCAAUGUAUAUAAUGUGUUAUAUUCAUGCUUUCAGUUAAUUACCAGUUGUCAGUAUUUUAAGAAAAAGGUUGUCCAAGAUUGUUCGUUUACCUUUUUAGAUAACCUCAGUGACGUGCAUUGCUUAGUGUAAUAUUGAUGACUAACUUGUUAUUACGCUUUGUUCCAUCUCAUCAUGAGAUCAGUGAUAUUCAUGUAUUCAUGAAUAUGGUGCUAAUUUCAUUAUCACAAAAUUCAAACUAUCAAAGACACGAACAGGUAAUAAAAUCCUCAACACAUGUACAUACAGUUAGGUUUGUGUAUUCUAUCUGUAAGACUUUUUUGCUAAUAUCAUUUUAUCUUGGAGAGGAACUCUUGAAGUUUUACACUUAGAUUUAAGGACAUGCGGGACGAUAUGGCCAAAAGUAACUUGUCAAUGAAUAUUUUUUCUUUUUUUCAUGAAGCACCAUUGGGAUGUCCUUUACAAUGUUUAUAAAUUUCAUGACCACUUUCUAAGUUUACAAGGGAGGUAAUAAGCUUUGCAUUACCCCCCUUUUCGAAAAUUGUGAAUUUUCCAAGAUCAUUCCGAUUUUCAAUUAAAAAAAUAAUUUGAUGGAAUUUUCAUAUAUAUUUAAACCUAUUGAAACUCAUUGAAACAUUUAGAAUUUUCAUGAUUAGUGAACAAAAAUUGAGUUAAUGAAAAGAAAUAAAAUUUUUGAUUUUAAAAAAAAUAUGCAUGCAUAUAUUAUACACGACAUGGCUUCAGACAAAACGUCUAGCUCUACAAUUCUUCUUCCUUCAAACCACGGGGUUAGAUCUAAUUAACAUCAAUAUAAUCUACUACUUCGUUCACAAAAUCAACAGCACUUCCGCGGCCAUGGGAGCUUGGGUAGUGUUGCUUAACUUGAUCGUCUCCAUGCUAUUUUCAAAGAAUUUAUGUGUCACACAUGUUUUGAUUUUGCACCUUUUUCUUUUUCACACGUCUGCUUCUCGCAUACAUUCCGACGUGUGUCAUAUUUUUUUUUACAUUAGUUACCAUUUCCACAGCAGUGUUUCGUAAAGUUAGUAAAAAUGAUUUGAAA
Molecule: messenger RNA, 4893 nt
Organism: Ostrea edulis (European flat oyster)
Lineage: Eukaryota; Metazoa; Mollusca; Bivalvia; Ostreida; Ostreidae
Product: transcriptional protein SWT1-like
Exons: 22
Coding region: 579-3551 (990 amino acids)
Cellular component (GO): nucleus
Molecular function (GO): protein binding
Source: RefSeq, a predicted model, not a curated record